AUGCAGCUAGAGACGGUAGUAGAGACAAAUGCUGAUCCUGAAGAAAAUCUCCUGUUCUACCUGAGGAAAACCCUCUAUCUCACGGGCACGAAAUAUGCUUGCGGAGGAGGGGGCUGUGGUGCCUGCACAGUGAUGUUGUCAAGAUACGACUCCAAAACCAAGAAGAUCCAUCAUUCUCCAGCUACAGCUUGCCUGGUGCCUGUCUGCUCUCUGCAUGGAACUGCUGUCACUACAGUAGAAGGUGUCGGAAGUAUCAAGACCCGGGUUCACCCUGUGCAAGAAAGACUUGCCAAGUGUCAUGGUACCCAGUGUGGAUUCUGCAGCCCAGGGAUGGUAAUGUCCAUCUAUACACUACUGAGGAACCAUCCGGAGCCAACCCCUGCGCAAAUAACUGAAGCACUGGGAGGUAAUUUGUGCCGCUGUACUGGAUAUCGACCCAUUGUAGAAAGUGGAACAACUUUCAGUGCGAAAUCAACUGUUUGUCAACUGAAAGGAACUGGAAAAUGCUGCAUGGACCAAGAAGAGAGAUCUUUUGUGGAUAAACCAAGAAAAAUAUGCACAAAACUGUACAAUGAAGAUGAAUUCCAGCCCUUUGAUCCAUCCCAGGAGCCUAUAUUCCCUCCUGAGCUGAUAAGAAUGGCAGAAGAUCCAAACAAGAGAAGAUUGACAUUCCAAGGGAAGAGGAACACCUGGAUCAUUCCCGCCUCCCUGGAUGAUGUUCUGGAACUGAAAGCCAAUUUCCCCAAAGCUCCUCUCGUCAUGGGUAACACUGUAGUGGGACCCAGCAUAAAAGUCAAUGAUGCAUAUUAUCCAGUUUUCAUAUAUCCACGUGGGCUUCCAGAAUUACACUUUGUGGACACCACAGAUGAUGGGGUAACAAUAGGUGCAGGAUACAGCCUGGCUCAGUUAAAAGAUGCUUUACUCUUCACGGUUUCGGAGCAACCACAGGAGAAGACGAAGACGUUCCAUGCGCUCCUGAAGCAUCUGAGGACACUUGCGGGACCCCAGAUUAGGAACAUGGCGACUUUAGGAGGACAUGUGGUGAGCAGGCCUAAUUUUUCUGACCUAAAUCCCAUUUUAGCGGCAGGAAAUGCUAUCAUCAAUCUGAGGUCCAAAGAAGGAGAACGGAAGAUUCCUAUAAAUGGCGAUUUCCUUGAGAAAUCACCUGAAGCUGACCUUAAACCAGAGGAGAUUGUGUUAUCUGUCUAUAUUCCCUACUCUACUCAGUGGGAUUUUGUGUGGGGACUCCGGCAGGCCCAACGUCAGGAGAAUGACUUUGCCAUUGUUAAUGCCGGGAUGAGUGUGAAGUUUGAAGACGGCACAAACACCAUCAAGGACCUUAAAAUGUUCUUCGGAAGCGUGGCCCCUACCCAGGUCUCUGCAACUCAAACUUGUAAGCAGCUCAUUGGGAGACAAUGGGAUGACCACAUGCUGAGUGACGCCUGCCGAUUGGUCCUGGAAGAUAUUUACAUUCCCCCUGAUGCAAAAGGUGGGAUGGUGGAAUAUAGGCGAACCCUCAUCAUCAGCUUACUCUUCAAAUUUUACCUCAAAGUGCAGCGAGGACUGAACAAAAUAGAUCCCCAGAAGUUUCCUAAUAUCCCAGAAAAAUUCAUGAGUGUGCUUGAAGAUUUUCCCAUUGAGACACCACAAGGGCUUCAGAUGUUUGAGUGUGUGAACCCUUACCAACUCCCACAAGAUCCGGUUGGCCGCCCAGUCAUGCACCAGUCAGCCAUAAAACACACUACAGGGGAAGCUGUCUUCUGUGAUGACAUGCCCUCCAUUGCCCAGGAACUCUUUCUGGCUCCAGUCACCAGCACCAGAGCGCAUGCAAAAAUCAUGUCAAUUGACACUUCACAAGCCCUGGCGAUUCCAGGUGUUGUUGAUGUGAUAACAGCAGAGGAUGUUCCGGGAGAUAAUAACCAUCUGGGAGAGAUUCUCUAUGCACAGGAUAAGGUCAUUUGCGUGGGUCAGAUUGUCUGUACUGUGGCUGCCGAUACCUAUGCUCAUGCAAAAGAGGCAGCUCAAAAAGUGAAGAUUGCUUAUGAGGACAUAGAACCAAGGAUUAUAACAAUUGAGCAAGCCCUACAGCACAAUUCGUUUCUUUCUGUUGAGAAAAAAAUUGAGCAAGGAAAUGUAGAACUAGCCUUCAGUAACGUGGAUCAAAUCAUUGAAGGUGUGGUCCACGUGGAAGGACAGGAACAUUUUUACAUGGAAACACAAACUAUCCUGGCUAUUCCAAAACACGAAGAUAAAGAAAUGGUAUUACACCUUGGGACGCAGUAUCCAACGCAUGUGCAGGAAUUUGUGGCUGCAGCACUAAACAUCCCAAGGAAUAGAAUUGCCUGCCACAUGAAGCGAGCUGGUGGAGCAUUUGGGGGAAAAGUGACCAAGCCCGCGCUGCUGGGAGCCAUCUGCGCCGUGGCCGCCUACAAGACUGGCUGCCCGGUCCAGUUUUUGCUAGAGCGCGAUUCUGACAUGCUGAUAACUGCGGGCCGCCAUCCACUCUACGGAAAAUACAAAAUUGGAUUCAUGAACAAUGGUGAGAUCAAAGCUGCUGAUGUUGAAUAUUACGUCAAUGGCGGAUGCACGCCUGAUGAGUCUGAGAUGGUGGUGGAAUUCCUUGUGCUGAAAUCUGAAAAUGCAUAUCAUAUUCCUAAUUUCCGGUGCCGGGGUAGACCUUGCAAAACAAAUUUGCCAUCCAACACUUCCUUUAGAGGAUUUGGCUUCCCCCAGGCUACAGUGGUAGCUGAAACUUACAUAACUGCAGUGGCAUCCCAAUGUAACUUACUCCCUGAAGAGGUGAAAGAAAUAAAUAUGUAUAAGACAAUUAGCAAAACAGCCUAUAAGCAAACAUUUAAUCCAGAGCCCUUGCGAAAAUGUUGGAAAGAAUGUCUGGAGAAAUCAUCAUUUUAUGCUAGGAAAGUGGAAGCAGAGGAAUUUAACAAAAAGAAUUACUGGAAGAAGAGAGGGCUUGCUACAGUGCCCAUGAAAUUUUCCAUUGCCACCCCCAAGGCCUAUCAGAACCAGGCUGCCGCUCUAGUCCACAUCUAUCUAGAUGGCUCUGUCUUGGUUGCUCAUGGUGGCUGCGAAAUAGGACAAGGCCUUUACACCAAAAUGAUUCAGGUGGCUAGUCGAGAACUGAACAUCCCACGGUCAUACAUACACACAUGUGAAACCAAUACAGCCACUGUGCCCAAUGCCUCAUUCACAGCAGGGUCGAUGGGGACAGACAUCAAUGGGAAAGCCGUGCAGAAUGCCUGCCAAAUUCUUAUGAGCCGCCUUCAACCUGUCAUCAGGAGAAACCCUAAGGGGAAAUGGGAAGACUGGAUUCAAACAGCCUUCCAAGAAUCCAUCAGUCUCUCAGCUACUGGAUAUUUCAAAGGCUAUCAGACGAAUAUGGACUGGGAGAAGGAGGAAGGUGAUGCCUUUCCAUAUUACGUCUAUGGAGCAGCCUGCUCUGAGGUUGAAGUUGACUGCCUGACUGGAGCUCAUAAGCUCCUGAGGACGGAUAUCUUCAUAGAUGCAGCUUUCAGCAUAAACCCCGCCAUAGACAUUGGGCAGAUCGAGGGAGGAUUUGUCCAAGGUAUGGGACUCUAUACCAUAGAAGAACUGAAAUACUCCCCAGAUGGUGUGCUUUAUUCUCGGGGUCCAGAUGACUACAAAAUUCCCACUGUCACUGAGAUUCCAGAAGAGAUUUAUGUCACGUUGGUGCGUUCCCGAAACCCUAUAGCCAUUUACUCAUCCAAGGGUUUGGGUGAAGCUGGCAUGUUCCUGGGAAGCUCUGUGUUGUUUGCCAUAAAUGAUGCGGUGACUGCUGCCCGUAGAGAGAGAGGACUGACCAAGACCUUCACCCUGAAUAGCCCAGCAACUCCUGAGACAAUUCGGAUGUCCUGUGUGGAUCAGUUUACUGACAUGAUUCCCAAAGAUGACCCUUCAACAUUUACACCUUGGUCAAUCCGUGUGUCUUAA
Messenger RNA from Chrysochloris asiatica (Cape golden mole), 3969 nucleotides. RefSeq names its product aldehyde oxidase-like. The transcript is spliced from 35 exons. The record is from RefSeq and is a predicted model, not a curated record. Lineage: Eukaryota; Metazoa; Chordata; Mammalia; Afrosoricida; Chrysochloridae. Gene Ontology annotation, molecular function: FAD binding; iron ion binding; NAD binding. Bases 1 to 3969 code for a protein of 1322 amino acids.